Molecule: messenger RNA, 372 nt
Organism: Colletotrichum karsti
Lineage: Eukaryota; Fungi; Ascomycota; Sordariomycetes; Glomerellales; Glomerellaceae
Exons: 4
Coding region: 1-372 (123 amino acids)
Biological process (GO): mitochondrial electron transport, cytochrome c to oxygen
Cellular component (GO): mitochondrial inner membrane
Molecular function (GO): enzyme regulator activity
Source: RefSeq, a predicted model, not a curated record
AUGAGCGCCAGACUCUUCUCCGCCGCCGCGCGCAGCGCCGGCCGCUCCACCUUCCAGCGCCGCUUCGCCAGCACCACCGACAACGCCUUCAUCAGGGAGCGCGAGGCUGCCAAGCACCACGCCGCCGGCACCACUGAGCUGUGGCGCAAGAUCUCCAUCUACGCCUGCAUACCCGCCGUCGCUCUGGCCUCUGCCAACGCCUACGUCCUCUGGAACGAGCACUGGGAGCACUGGAGCCACAUGCCCCCUCUGGAGGAGCGCACCGAGUACUCUUACCAGAACAUCCGCACCAAGAACUACCAGUGGGGCAACGGUGACAAGACCCUGUUCUGGAACGACAGCGUCAACUACCACAACAAGGACAAGGCCUAG